Coccomyxa subellipsoidea C-169 is the source of this 3378-nucleotide messenger RNA. RefSeq lists its product as hypothetical. The coding region runs from base 1 to 3378 and encodes 1125 amino acids. The record is from RefSeq and is a predicted model, not a curated record. Gene Ontology annotation, molecular function: protein binding. The transcript has 24 exons. NCBI's taxonomy places the organism in Eukaryota, Viridiplantae, Chlorophyta, Trebouxiophyceae, Coccomyxaceae.
AUGUCGCAGCUGGACUUUAAAGCUUUCAAGCAAGCUGGAGCCAAGGUGAAAACGCUUGUGUUCCAUCCUGUCCAGCCCUGGUUGGCCUAUGCAGACGUCAAUCAGGCUAUUACUGUGUGGGACUGGUCGAGUCAGCAGGUGGUGUGGGAGGUCCAACUCAGUGGAGCCGAUGAGGGCGCGCUGCAGGAUGCCAUGCUGCAGCGCCUGGCAGAGAAGGAGACUGGUUACUAUGGCAAAGCCGGCAUCCCCAGGCCGGGCGCCACUUCAAAGGGAGCGGCUCCUGGAGCGGUGAAGGAUCUGCAAUUCCUGGACACAGAAGCCUGCUACUGGCAGCUGGCCCUGCAGAAUUCCAUGCAGUACAGGGCGCACUCCAAGGCUGGCAUCCCACACUUGGGGCGAGUGAGGGGUCUGAAGGGGCAUCGGUGGCUCAUUGCAGCCUGCGAGACCAAGAUCCUGAUGACAGACCUGGUCUCCCGGGCCACGAGGGAGGUGCCGCGCGCAGUGCUGGAUGGCAGAGCGCCCACCAGCCUGGCCUUCCUCUACAAGUGCUCUCCCCUGCUGCUUGGGUACGGUGCUGGGGACAACAACAGUCAGGCCAUAAUCACGCCUGUCAUAGCCGUUGGCACCUCUGCCGGCGUCGUCUACCUGAUCUCCGUCUCCACACUGCAGGUCUACGCAAAGCUGACGGGCGCGCACAAGUCGGCGGUGACGAAGCUGCUGGUGCUGGGCGGCCGCGAACAGGGCGGCCCGGACAUGCUGCUGUCCUGCUCUGCCGAUGGCACCGUGGCUGUGUGGGAGCCCUCCGCCACAGCCCCUCAGGGCCCUGACAAAGAGAUCAGCGCCAAGGUCACAUUUAAGGCGCACGAUGGAGCGGUGCUGACGAUGCAGCUGUUCCAGGUGAACCAGGGCUCCCCGGACCCCGGCCCCCUCCGCCUUAUCACCUCAGGUGAUGACAAGCGUGUGGCAGUGUGGGCAGCCUGGACCUGGAAGGAGGAGGCGCGGACGAGGCCGUUUAUCAAGGGGGCCGCCGACUCAUUAGCAUUUAGCCCCCGAGCGGGAGCGGCCACCGGCGCGGAGCCAUGCAUCGUGCUCGCCUCUGGAGAACGUGCCGCCCUGUGGGGACUGUAUCCAACAUCGAGGCAGCUGGAGGCGAAGGAGGUGGCCUCUCUGGAGAGUCUGGUGCCGGCAGGCCAAAAGAAGGCGCCCAAGGUCUAUGCUGUCGCCUGCCACCCUCUUCUGCCUCACUUGAUCGCCGUGGGGGCAAACACUGGUGUCGGCCUGCUGUCAUUCGACCCCCACGUGCAGCUCCCAUUCGCAGCGUUCCCUCUAAUCGCCCCGUCACCCGCUGACCUGGACAGCCCAAGGGCCAGUGCCGCCAGUGCGUCCGCGUCCGAUUACCGGGGCUGCGGAUACGCAUUUGCCACCGACUCGCAGCUCUGGCACGUCGCUUACAGGCCGGGAUGGAGUGAUGGCCCGAGCGGCAGGCAGCUCACCGCGGACCUCAAGUCCAAACGCAGCGUUGCCAGCUUUGGCCCGCACGGCAGGGCUGAGGUGGCGAUGAGCUGGGACGGGGCGCACUGCAGCGUGGUGUGGCCGGGCGAAGCCGAGUACGCGGUGUACGCCACAGAGUCGCUGGCCUCAAAGGCGCCCUGGAGGCAGAUUGCGCGCGGCAGCGGAGUCUCCCUGGCCUGGGCGUCUGCCUCGUCUACUUUUGCUGUGCUGCACAUUCCAAAGGCUGCCGCCCCAGAGCUGAUGAGGCGCAGCAAGAAGAAGUCGAAAGCAAAGGAGGAGGAGGCGGCCGCAGCGGCCGCUGCUGCGGCCGCAAGCGCUGCUGCCGCAGCCAACACCGAGGUCAAGGUGUACAGGGGGGAGGACGGCGGUGCGGUGAAGGAGGUGUGCAGCAAUGUCAUCAUGGGAUCUGACCGGCCCACCUCGCUGCAUGGCGGGGCAGUGCUCGGUGUCGGCUUUGACAAGAAGAUCCGGCCAGGGCACAGGCGGGGGCAGACCAUGCGGUGGUACUCCUGGAAGACCUAUGGGGGAAUUGGAGGGGUGAUGGUUGAGCCACGCUGGGUUUCCUGGGCCCCGGACGCCAGCGUGGCAGUGCUGGCCUAUGAAGAUACCCUUGUCUUCUGCCGCACCCAGCCCAGCUUCUCAGCGUUUGCCUCGCUUCCCCUGAAGGAUGCGACAUCUGGCGCGUGGCACAGCCACCAGCUGUACGUGACCACGCCGUCCUCUGUCCACUGCGUGAUGGUAGCGGGCGGCGCCGGUGCAACAGCGCCACAUCUAGAGGCGGCGGCGGCCGGCGACGCGGUGGCGGCGCUGCCGGCCGAGACGCUGCGGUGCGCGGGGCCGGCGGCGGCCGUGGGAGUGCGCGAGGGCGUGCUGUGGCUGCUGGAUGCACGUGGGCAGCCCUUUGUGCUCCCAGUGUCCCAUGCCGGUCUGCGUGCGCGUUCCCUCGCCCUCGCCGGCGCCCCUGCCGCCGCCCGCAGCAUCGCCGAGCAGGGGCUGUGGCAGGGCAACCACGACGGUCUCGCGGCGUUCCUGGCGGCAACGGGGCCGGCCGCGCUCCCGGACGCGGCGGCGCUGUCGGGCCUGUCGCUGCGCGCGGAACUGCGGCUGUGCCGAGGGGCCGGGCAGCUGCGCCGCGCGCUCGCAUGCCUCACCGCCAUGGCCGCCGGCGCCAGCGAGCGCUCCGCCCUCACCGGCCUGCCCUGCUGGCGCGGCUCCGACAGCUUCAUGCGGCCCUCCACCGCAGCAGGGCGCCUGUCUCCGCAGAUGAGGCCCUCGCUGUCUCCUGAGGGCGCCCAGGCCGCGGAUUUCCUCUCCCUUGACUCCAUACCAGCCACAUCAGGAGCGUCACCAGAAGGGGAGGAGGCUGUGGACUGGGAUGCUGGAAUGGGCUCGGCAGCAGGCGGUGAGGCAAGCAGUGAAUCUGAUAUGCCGGUGAGCAGCGGAAGCAUUCCAGGUGUGGCGGAGGAGGCGCUUCUGCUGGCAGAGGCUGCAGAGGGCUCCAAACAGAGCCACAGAGGCAUCGCGGCGGCGGCGCUACGCAUAGCGGCGCAGCAUGUGGGCGGGCUGCCGGAGGAGCGGCUGCCGGCGCUGGUGGCGCGGCUGAUGCGCGCGGGGCUGCUGCAGGAGGCGCUGGCGGCCGCAGGGAAUGCGCCCGAACAGCUGCUCCCCCUCGUUGCCGCCCUUUCGGGGCCGUCCCCUGCCAUCCCCGCCGCCCUGGAGGCUGCCGGUUUGGUGCCCCAAGCUGCCAUCUACACGCAUGCGUGGCGAGCCGGCAACAUGCUGACAGCGACCAGUGUGUGGGGAGAGCGCCUCAGUUCAGCAGCCGGCCAUGGGCACAACGUGUCUGUUGCGCCGCCGGUGCAAUGA